Messenger RNA from Eimeria tenella, 627 nucleotides. RefSeq lists its product as uncharacterized. The transcript has 5 exons. The annotation marks the transcript as partial. The record is from RefSeq and is a predicted model, not a curated record. NCBI's taxonomy places the organism in Eukaryota, Apicomplexa, Conoidasida, Eucoccidiorida, Eimeriidae.
AUGGAGUUGAGCCAGUCUCCAGAACGCGUAGACCCCCACUUGGGAAACAACAAAAUCAGGCGCUUAGCCGCCAGGGCUGAAGGUCCGCGCCUGCCAGCAGCAAACGAGCUGCCUCGCGCCUAUUUCACUUUAGGGUCUAGGGGGUGCGGCGGCUUGCGCCACCUGGAGAGUCUCUUUCAAGCUGUGGAGUCUGUCUCCAUGGCAAUUCAAAGGGUUUGGGGUUUUGGGCUCGAGCCCAGCCAGCAGGUACACCACAAUGACGCCACUCAGGCCCUCACAGCCGCUCCAAGCCGUUUGUUUUUUAAGGCAGCAAAAGCAGCAGCAGGCCCCUCCCACCCACAGCGCCUAGACGCGCUUUUGGGGGCCUCCCUGGGGCCCCCGGAACAGGAGACACCUCUCGCGGACCCGCACGGGGGGCCCCAGGGGGGCCCCCACGGGGGGCCCCAGGGGGGGGCCCCUCUAGCGGAAGAAGGGGGCCCCCAAGGAGGAGGGGGGGCCCCCCUUUUGCGUUCAGGGGGGCCCCCAGGGGGCGAAAGAAGAAGAGGGUCAAGUGGGUCUUUUGAAGGGGAGGGUACAGAGACACUGGAGCACCGGCUGGUGAAUUGUGAUGUUGGGGCAUUUUUGGCG